AUGGAUAAGCUCCCGUUACCAAGAGAUAGGGAGACCAUUUGGGGCGUAUUCCAUGAGGAAUCUCCUUUGAUCAGGCUUACGUUUAUGUACGAAGAGGGUCUGAACCUUUUCAAUUACUCAGCUACCUUCAGCCGGUUCAGCGACUUACCCGUACCUUUGAUAUGGAUGAAGAGUUUAGAAGCCAUAACCUCCCCUUUAUAUUUCAUCAACAGUUCAGUGAAAACCACUUUUCUAUCCCAACUUGCCCCUGUUAUGUACCUGCAAUCUGAUUGCAAUACUUCGACUGACAGAGAUGCCUACGUCCAAAAACUGAUGCAGCAUAUUAGUGUAGACUCCUAUGGUGCUUGUCUUCGCAACAAACCGUUGCCUCUAAAUGGAAUCUAUUCUAACGAAGGUUUCUACAAGUACAUGCAACACCUUUUCGGACAAGAGCUCUUAAGAUUCAUGGCGAGAUAUAAGUUCAUGAUCACGAUAGAAAACUCUGUUUGCAACGAUUAUGUAACAGAGAAGCUCUGGCGCGCGAUAGAAGUGGGUGUGGUGCCGAUCUACUACGGCUCGCCGCUGAUCAGGGACUGGCUGCCGAACAACAAGUCGGCCAUACUGCUGGAGGACUUCCCCACGCCGGAGCUGCUCAGCCAACACCUGCACUACCUCCUGAACAACGACACGGCGUACGAAGAAUACCUCGAGCAUAAGACUUUAGGGACUAUUGCGAAUCGAAGAUUGAUUGAGGAAGUAGCAGCAAGGCCUUAUCAAAUGGACUUGCAGACUGCGAGAAAAGAGUUUGAAUGUUAUGUAUGCGAAAGACUCUACACCAGGAGGAGAAAUGAAGUACAUAUAGUAACCAAAAAACAUUACGAUUGCCCGUUACCUAGAUCAGCUUUAACUCUCUCUGUGAACGAAAGUAGUUCGUGGCUGGAAAGAAUAAGAAAAGCGAAGAUCAAAAUAGAGAAGUUGCAAGAAGAAAUUAGAACGGCGAAUCGUACCCUGCGUAGUUCUGUUACCAGUUUUGAUUUUGAUGGAAAAUCAAUAGAAUAG
Molecule: messenger RNA, 1038 nt
Organism: Pectinophora gossypiella (pink bollworm)
Lineage: Eukaryota; Metazoa; Arthropoda; Insecta; Lepidoptera; Gelechiidae
Product: alpha-(1,3)-fucosyltransferase 10-like
Exons: 1
Coding region: 1-1038 (345 amino acids)
Cellular component (GO): membrane
Molecular function (GO): alpha-(1->3)-fucosyltransferase activity
Source: RefSeq, a predicted model, not a curated record